GAACGAGAAGACAUCACAUCCUCCUUACAUCUUGGACUUUUUCUCUUUGGUUAGAGAAUUAUGAACACCCAUCUGGUUAUGAAGCUCAUCUGGUUCCUCGGUGCCUUCCUUGUAUCCACAGCCAGUGGUUUUACUCCUGACGCCCUCAAAAACGCCAUGCUAAAGAAACUGAACCUAAAGGAGGUGCCCAGGCUGGUGAAGAGAGACAUUGACAAUCUGGUGGUCCCAAGACACAUCCAGAGCAAGUACAUCUCCAUGCUCCAAAAGCAUAAGGAGAGGACAAGGAGGGCUCUACCCAGCUUGGCUGGCAUCCUUAGGGGCAUCCCAGGCAAUGCAGAUAUCUCUGGCGACGUGCUAUACGCAGAUGUCAACAAGCAGACCUUAGCGUUCGGGAUGGUGUCCAGGAUACCCCAAAACAGUGAAGUGACUAUGGCGGAACUGAAACUCUUCAAGUUGCCCCCCACUGCCAAGGGGUUGCCUGACAGACGCAUCCAAAGACCGGUCAACAAUGCCAGGGUCAGUGUCUACUAUGUGGAGAUGAUGAAAGAUGGAAGCAACAAGACAUCACUGGUGGACUCCAGACUUGUGCCCAUUGUGGAAUCGGGCUGGAGGAGUUUUGACGUCACCCAUGCCGUGCACUACUGGAUGAGAAGCCAUGGGCAAUCCAACAUGCAUCUGGAAAUCAGGGUGGAUGGAGAGAGACAUGGGAAUUACGCUGCUGAGAUGGCAAAACAGGUCCAAUUCACUACCCAAAAUCCAUCUGACAAUGCGGUGGGCAAACCGGAGCUGGUUCUGUACACGCUCAACCUAGACGACCACGGUGCUCGUGGCGACUGCUCCGCUCCAGCCACCAAGAAAGACAACACCUGCUGCAGAGAAGAAUAUUUCAUCAACUUCCGGGAGCUCACGUGGACUCAGUACUGGAUCAUUGAGCCGGCGGGUUACAACGCCUACCACUGCACCGGAGGCUGCCGCCAGCCCCACCCUUCGACCGUAAAAUACAGCUAUGGGGAGAGGAUCUGCGCCGUAGUGGAAAGCUCCCCCUUGCCGGUCAUGUACUUAGUCAAGAAGGGCGACUACACGGAAAUAGAAGUGGCGGAGUUCCCUAAUAUGAUCGUGGAGAGGUGCGGUUGCACAGCGGACAAUAUCUCCAUCAUCUAGCGGCGCACGUCUCUUGCCGAUCCGCGCACAGUACUUAACGAUGUCGGAUGUAUGUCUACAUCCUGAACUUCCCCACGGCUGGCAAACUCUGCUGGAAAAAGUGACCAGACACAGGAACUCUACUGUCCCAGACGUAUGUUCACAGUCUUAGGAAUGUUAAUCGUGGCCGUGUAGAAGCACUUACCUGUACAUAGUUCCUGCAUAUUUAUCGUUGACGCUCAGAGAGAUCAAUGUGAUUUUUUUUUCAGUCUUGUAUGUUCA
This is a messenger RNA of Bufo bufo (common toad), 1422 nucleotides long. It is a transcript of the gene LEFTY1, whose product is annotated as left-right determination factor 1. Gene Ontology annotation, cellular component: extracellular region. Gene Ontology annotation, molecular function: transforming growth factor beta receptor binding; growth factor activity; cytokine activity. The record is from RefSeq and is a predicted model, not a curated record. Bases 61 to 1161 code for a protein of 366 amino acids. NCBI's taxonomy places the organism in Eukaryota, Metazoa, Chordata, Amphibia, Anura, Bufonidae. Gene Ontology annotation, biological process: SMAD protein signal transduction; BMP signaling pathway. The transcript has 4 exons.